This is a messenger RNA of Aspergillus calidoustus, 240 nucleotides long. Lineage: Eukaryota; Fungi; Ascomycota; Eurotiomycetes; Eurotiales; Aspergillaceae. The record is from the annotation of a GenBank genome assembly.
AUGCCCAAAGCCCAUGCCCUCAAUCCAGAAGGGGAGGUUAUUCUUGUCGUGACAAGUGCACAUUUCAACCCUCCCCCGCCCAAGCCACCUGCUAAACCGAUCGCUCCGGGUGCUGCUGUCGAUGCUCUCUAUCCCGUCCAUAGAUAUGACACCUUUGGUCGGAAGAUUGCGGCGAAGAACCAAAUGGCGAAUCUCCAGCCCAGUCGGAUAACGACGAGGAGAUGGAACCUGCAAACCUAG